Molecule: messenger RNA, 1120 nt
Organism: Symphalangus syndactylus (siamang)
Lineage: Eukaryota; Metazoa; Chordata; Mammalia; Primates; Hylobatidae
Gene: NINJ1
Product: ninjurin 1
Biological process (GO): tissue regeneration; cell adhesion
Cellular component (GO): membrane
Source: RefSeq, a predicted model, not a curated record
GGGCGGGGCGGGCGCGCAGCUGGAGCCUGCGGCGGAGGCUCGGGCGCGCUCAGGCCCGGAUUCUGGCGGCCUGCGCGGCCGCACCAUGGACUCGGGGACCGAGGAGUACGAGCUCAACGGCGGCCUGCCGCCGGGCACACCCGGCUCCCCAGACGCCUUGCCGGCCCGCUGGGGCUGGAGGCACGGGCCCAUCAACGUGAACCAUUACGCCAACAAGAAGAGCGCAGCUGAGAGCAUGCUGGACAUCGCACUGCUGAUGGCCAACGCGUCCCAGCUGAAGGCUGUUGUGGAACAGGGCCCCAGCUUCGCCUUCUAUGUGCCCCUGGUGGUCCUCAUCUCCAUCUCCCUUGCGCUGCAGAUCGGCGUGGGGGUGCUGCUUAUCUUCCUCGGACCCUGGAUGCUGCCUGCCUUGCAACUCAGCUGCCCGACCCCAGGAGUCGCCAUACCUGUGAGGUGUCCACCUCCCUGCACAUGGCACUCCCCAGACUGCCAGAGCCCAGGCUGGCCUCAUCUGCACCAUGUCCCCAGACCAGCCCUUGCUCUGACUGUGGCCAAGCACCAUGCAGGAGGCCACUCUUGUCUCUCAGCAGCUGUUCCCAGGAGGCAGCUCCCUCCUGGCACAUGGGGGCUGGCCACAAUAGCCCAGAGGGUGAGAACUGGACAGCCGCAGAGACCUGUGCCCAGAGAAGGGUCUCAACCCACUCAAGGACACACAGCAGGUCCGUGGAUGGGCUGGAUGAGGGACCAGGGCCAGCCUCUGUCUCAGGACAUUCCAGAAGGACAAGGAGAUAUCUCUCUUUCUCCCAAAGCACCAGCGUCCCCACCUCCCGUGGGCCCUGUCCGGGUUGCCCUGGUGACCCCAGCCUCUAUCCACUUCCUAACCCAGGGACCCUGCACAGCCAGAACUGCCUUUGGCCCUGCUGAUGGCCACUGGCUCUGGUCUUAAGUGCCUGGGUUUGGUGGCCAUCAAGACGGAGCCAGUCAGGCCUGUGAGGGCCGUAGACCUUGUAUAUGCCCUGCACCAGCAGUGACCGGGCAGAGCCCAGCCCCCUCCACGGGGGUCCCAGCACCCACUUUUCUAAUCAUGAAUGACCAAUAAAGCCCAUGCUCUUUGUCAGGC